AUGCUGUUUUUGUCAAGCCUCCGCUGGGAAGCUGUCUCCAGCGCGGCUUUGCUUGCUGACCAACGUGUAAUUAGGUCCGAGUCAAUCCCCGGAGUUAUCCCCGUAGGGGCAAAUUCUCCCCAAAAGUGCCUGUACGGGCUCUACGCGGAGAAGCUCUCGGGAACAGCAUUCACGGCGCCUCGCCGCGACAACCUCCAGACAUGGCUUUAUCGCAUCCUCCCCUCGGCUACCCACGGGAGAUUCACCCCGUACGGGUCCGGGGCGCCCGUUUUGACCGAUGACCCUAAGGAGGAGCAUUCCCGCAGCAACGACGGCUGGCAUUAUCUCCCGGACCAGCUCAGAUGGGACCCCUUUGACUUGACCGAAGAGUUUGACUGGAUCCGAGGCAUGAAGCUCGCUGCCGGCACCGGGGCUCCGGCCAUGAAGUCGGGCAUCGGUAUCGUUAUCUAUUCGGCCAGUAAAGACAUGCCAGACAGGACGGCAUUUUAUUCGGCUGACGGCGACUUACUGAUCGUCCCCCAGCAUGGGAGCCUCGAUAUCCAGACCGAGUUUGGGUACCUGCUCGUCCGGCCCAACGAAGUUGCUGUAUAUCAGGGGCACUCCACAUUGCCGGAGCUAGGCCCGAUCGAGAGCAACGGGCUUGCCAACGAGAGAGACUUCCAGGUCCCCAAGGCGCACUACCAGCAAGACACAGCCAGUGUGUGGCAAAUCGUAAGCAAGUUCAACGGCUCGCUCUUUUCCGCCGAGCAGCGCCACACCCCCUUCGACGUCGUCGCCUGGCACGGGCGCUACUACUGGUACAAGUACGACCUGGGCCGCUUCAACACGAUAGGCAGCAUCAGCUUCAACCAUCCCGACCCCAGCAUCUUCACCGUCCUGACAGCGCCAACUCCCACUCCGGGCACGGCGGUGGCCGACUUCGUCAUCUUCCCGCCGCGCUGGCUCGUGCAGGAGGACACGCUCCGUCCCCCCUGGUACCACCGCAACACCAUGUCCGUGUUCAUGGGUCUCAUCGCCGGCGAAUACGACGCCAAGGAGCCGGGCGCCUUCCGGCCCGGCGGCGCCAGCUUGCACAACACCAUGAGCGGGCAAGGGCCGGACGCGGCGGCGUUUGAGCAGGCGAGUAACUGCGAGAUUGGGCCGGUGAAGGUAGGCGAGGGGAGUAUGGCUUUUAUAUUUGAGAGCUGCUUGAUGAUGGGGGUCACGGAGUGGAGGCUCAAGUCUUGCUGGAAGAUUCAGGAGGACUAUAACGUGCAUAGCUGGGUGCCUUUGCAGGUCCACUUCAGGGAUCCGGGUCUGAAUGCGGCUGGAAAGGAGGACAUCAUUAAUGGCACUUGA
Messenger RNA from Phialemonium atrogriseum, 1338 nucleotides. Its product is annotated as RmlC-like cupin domain-containing protein. The record is from RefSeq and is a predicted model, not a curated record. Gene Ontology annotation, biological process: L-phenylalanine catabolic process. Gene Ontology annotation, cellular component: cytoplasm. The coding region runs from base 1 to 1338 and encodes 445 amino acids. Lineage: Eukaryota; Fungi; Ascomycota; Sordariomycetes; Cephalothecales; Cephalothecaceae. Gene Ontology annotation, molecular function: homogentisate 1,2-dioxygenase activity. The transcript has 2 exons.